AUGGCUCUCGCAGAAGCAGACUUGCCCAACGGCAAAACCAACGGCAAAGCCUCGGGGUCCGAGGAGACUCCUGCGCCCGUUCAGAAGGUCGACAUGAACGUGGCAAUCAACGAGCUCCGUGUGGGCUGCAAAGUCCACGUCGAGAAAGACGGUGAGGACCGAGUUGCUGAAAUUCUCAGCGUGCAAAUGAGACGUGGUAACCUCGAGUUCUAUGUGCACUACGUCGAGUUCAACAAGCGUCUGGAUGAGCGUAUUGCGGCUACUCGAGUCGACUUGUCACAGGGUGUCAUUUGGCCCGAGCCAGAGAAGCCCAAGAAGCCUCUCAGUGGUGCUGCAAAGGAGAGCAGCAAGGAGAAGAAGAAGAACCCCUCCAAGAAGCAGAAGCUCACAGAUUCGGCUGCAACUACUCCUGGAGCCAAUUCGGAAGAUGUCAUGGACCUGGACAACCUCCAGGUUAACGGCACCACCCAGGACCCCGACAAUUUCAACCGUGACGAGGAGAUUGAGAAGCUCAGAACUGGAGGAAGUAUGACACAGAGCAGUCAUGAGGUGGCUCGAGUUCGAAAUUUACAGAGAAUUGUUCUAGGCAAUCAUGUCAUCGAACCGUGGUACUUUUCUCCCUAUCCUAUCGAGCUGACCGAAGAAGAUGAAAUCUACAUUUGCGACUUUACCCUGUGUUAUUUCGGGUCCAAGAAGCAGUUUGAGCGGUUCAGAUCCAAAUCCACUCUGAGACAUCCUCCUGGGAACGAAAUCUAUCGAGAUGAGGCAGUCAGUUUCUUCGAGAUUGACGGCAGAAAGCAGAGAACAUGGUGCCGAAACCUGUGUCUCCUUUCAAAGCUUUUCCUGGAUCAUAAGACUCUCUACUACGAUGUGGACCCCUUCCUUUUCUACUGCAUGACUCGACGAGAUGAGAAGGGUCACCAUCUGGUAGGAUACUUUUCCAAGGAGAAGGAGUCUGCUGAGGGAUACAAUGUCGCUUGUAUUCUCACACUGCCGCAAUACCAGCGUCACGGUUAUGGCCGCCUUCUUAUUGACUUCUCAUAUGCCCUUUCCAAGGCUGAGGGCAAGACUGGUUCCCCAGAAAAGCCUCUUUCAGAUCUGGGUCUGCUGUCAUACCGAGCCUAUUGGGCAGACACCAUUAUUGAGUUGCUCAUGGAGAAGGGUAAGCAGGAGAUGACAAUCGAAGACAUUGCCUCCGUGACCGCCAUGACCACUACAGAUGUGCUGCAUACCCUGCAGACAUACAACAUGCUCAAGUACUACAAGGGCCAACACAUCAUUUGUUUGACAGACAGUGUGUGCGAAAAGUAUGAAAAGAUGCUCAAAAAGCGGCGCCGAAAGGUCAACUCGGAGCUCCUCAAGUGGAAGCCCCCCGUAUUCACAGCUGCACAGCUGCGGUUUGCUUGGUAA
Molecule: messenger RNA, 1410 nt
Organism: Yarrowia lipolytica CLIB122
Lineage: Eukaryota; Fungi; Ascomycota; Dipodascomycetes; Dipodascales
Biological process (GO): negative regulation of DNA-templated transcription; positive regulation of transcription by RNA polymerase II
Cellular component (GO): chromatin; MSL complex
Molecular function (GO): transcription coregulator activity; histone H4K16 acetyltransferase activity
Source: RefSeq, a predicted model, not a curated record